CCUCAGCGGCCCUUCCACCCGGGCGACGAGCCGGGCCUGGGCCUCCUCAGGUGCUGAGAUGAACCGGAUGAAGGUUGACGAGGAGGAGUACUGGCAGAGCUCCAAGUUCAAGGCCUUCACGUUUGAUGAUGAGGAUGAUGAGCUCUCGCAGCUGAAGGAGUCGAAGCGGGCGGUGAACAGCCUGCGGGACUUUGUGGACGACGAUGACGACGACCUGGAGAAGGUCAGCUGGAGCGGGGAUCCCGUGGGGAGCAUCUCCUGGUCCAUUAAAGAGACGGCCUCCGGGAGCGGGACAGCCACUGAGGGCCGUGAGCAGCAGAGGGGCCGUGACAGCUUCUCCUCUUAUCCUUCGCUGGCCAAGCCCCCCUCCUCCUACUCCUUGAGCAGCAUCUUCAAAGGAAGAAACAGGUUUGGGAGUUUCCCGUCCCUUUCGGAUGUCCUCUCGGACCAAACCACCAAGAUCUACGCUCCGGAGCUGCGGCGACCCAGGGGAGAAUACAAGGAUUUCAGCAGCGACUGGAGCCCCAGCGACACAGUCCGGCGCUUGCAGAAGGGCAAGGUCUGCUCGCUGGAGAGGUUCCGCUCCCUGCAGGACAAACUGCAUCUCCUGGAUGAAGCAGUGGCCAUCCACGACGGGAACGUCAUAACCGCCGUUCUGAUCUUCCUCAAGAGGACGUUGAGCAAAGAGAUCCUUUUCCGAGAGCUGGAGGUGCGGCAGAUUGCCCUGACGCAUCUCAUCCACUUUCUUAACGAGAUCGGAGAUCAGAAACUGCUCUUGGACCUCUUCAGAUUCCUGGGCAGAACAGAAGAGCUCGCAUUGUCCCAGUAUCGAGAGCAUUUGAGCAUCCAGGAUGUGGACAAGAGGAAAGAAUUUCUCAAGAGGUGUAUUGGUUUGCCAUUUUCAGCAGAAGACGCUGCCCACAUCCAAGACCAUUACACCCUCCUGGAGCGACAGAUCAUCAUAGAGGCCAACGACCGGCACCUGGAAUCUCUGGGGCAGACCGAAAUCUUCCGCAAGCACCCACGAAAGGCUUCUAUCCUCAACAUGCCGCUGGUCACCACCCUCUUCUAUUCCUGCUUCUACCACUACACAGAGGCUGAGGGGACAUUAAGCAGUCCUACCAACCUGAAGAAAACCUUUAAGAUCCCAGACAAGCAGUUCGUGCUCACGGCGCUGGCUGCCCGCGCUAAGCUCCGAGCCUGGCAUGAUGUGGACACCCUCUUCACCACCAAGAACUGGUUGGGCUACACCAAGAAGAGAGCGCCCAUCGGCUUCCACCGAGUGGUGGAAAUCCUGCACAAGAACAACGCCCCAGUUCAGAUAUUACAGGAAUAUGUCCGUUUGGUGGAAGACGUGGACACCAAACUGAACCUUGCCACCAAGUUCAAGUGCCAUGAUGUCGUCAUUGAUACGUACCGGGAUCUGAAGGACCGGCAAGAAUUAGUGUCCUACAGGGAUAAAGUGGACAGGGGGUCUGCGGAAGAGGAGAAGAUCGAUGCUGUUCUCAGCAACGCGCAAAUCCGCUGGAAAAACUAAACAGCUGCCCGGCGAGCCCUCCCGAGCGCACCACCUUCCCAGGAGCGGAGAGCGGGACACCGGCGCGCCGCUCGUUCCGGCCACCGACGGACAGUUGCCAUCAGCCCCCGGGACAGAGACCGGACCUGGCCCCGGGGCCAGGACAACACCCAGACUCCAACCAGGGCAGCCAGACCGAACCCAAGACGAGAGCCUGGGACUCGGGGGAGGAGAGCCGUAGAUGUGGUGCCCGCGGUCUGGGCCUGUCCGGGGCCAAUUCUCUGAUGGAAGAGAGGGGCCUACCUGCCGGCGGGGCAGGGCGGGGAGCCGGUGGACAUGGAACCAGCUGCCGGACAAUGGCUGGGCUGUUCUAAGAACCCCGGACCGUUCUGAGCUGUCAAGUCACAGGGCAGUAACCGACCCAAUAGAGCUGCCCUGAAGGGACUCGUGGGGGGCAUCGGAGCGUACGGAGGAGACCGAGCAGAAGUCGGCCACCACGGAGCCCCGGUCCGGUGCUUCCUGCAGUUCCCCCGAUGAUCGCGUUUCUUCACUCCCCGUUUCCUUCCUUUCCCACAGCCUGAGGCCUGCGAAGAGCCCCCAUAGAGCCCCUUCUCUGACUCCAGCAGUGCUGGGGAGCGCUCCUGUCAUUGGGUCUCUGGUCCCCGUGCUGGUCACCUAGCACACAGGUAGGUUCAUCCAGCGGUGGGAGUCUCAGGCCGCAUCGGGCCUCCCGGGGCAGGGGGCAUUUUCCUUGCGGCUUUGUGGUUCGAUUGGCGUUUUGCAGUGCGGAUUUCCUGCUUCCUGCCAAUCUCUGCCCUGUUGCAGCUGUCCUGGGUUUCCCUGCCUUGGUGAGUUCCUAAUAAAACUGUUUCUGUGCCUCUCUUGA
This is a messenger RNA of Tachyglossus aculeatus (Australian echidna), 2402 nucleotides long. It is a transcript of the gene VIPAS39, whose product is annotated as VPS33B interacting protein, apical-basolateral polarity regulator, spe-39 homolog. Gene Ontology annotation, biological process: intracellular protein transport; vacuolar transport. The record is from RefSeq and is a predicted model, not a curated record. Lineage: Eukaryota; Metazoa; Chordata; Mammalia; Monotremata; Tachyglossidae. Gene Ontology annotation, cellular component: cytoplasm. The transcript has 20 exons. The coding region runs from base 59 to 1537 and encodes 492 amino acids.